GCUUUACUUACUUGGCUCUUCCUUUGGUGCAAUUUGGAAUAACUUACAAUCGUAUGUCCGCUCUUUUAUUCCCUCUGAAGUACGAAAGAAUUUGCCCGGUCGAAGCGGCAUGGUUUUUCAUAGGAGUUGGCAUUUGUUUCGGUCUUUACUGGAUCAUUCACAUGCUAGUUUUCAACUGUCGAUAUGUAUAUAACGCCAAAAUGAUGAGCUGGAAGUACGUCAACUGCGAUUAUAUGGAUAAAAAACUUAACUUCAUAUAUCCUGUGCUGAUAAUGACAGGCACGAUCUUGGUGCUAAACUCAUUGGUUGCUACUGUGCUGAUUUUCAAGAGACGCAGUGUUGCAGCACAUCAUCAAUCUAAGAAAAACUUGAGAAUGUUUUGGCAGAGUUUUGUACAAGAUCUUUUCAAUUGCAACGACUGCAUUUGGCAAUGUUUUUUGAGUCCUUUAGUGGAUUCACGCAUAUGGGUUUUUUGGGCGGACACAAUCGUGUGGGAGCUGUCUCCCAUCUGUGACGGAACGGUAGCUAUGCUCUUUGAUACACGGCUGCGAAGACCUUUUUGGUCAAGAAAAAGGCAUCAUGGAGAAGUGACACAGACACGAUCUGUCUUCGUGAGCGCAGUCACUAAAAGCACCCAUCAGUAAAGAAGAUGUAGUGACUUUGCAAGUGGGGC
Messenger RNA from Cylicocyclus nassatus, 673 nucleotides. The record is from the annotation of a GenBank genome assembly. Lineage: Eukaryota; Metazoa; Nematoda; Chromadorea; Rhabditida; Strongylidae.